CCUCUGGGCCUCUGGGACUUGGGGGACCGACUGGGCUGGCUGGGACUGGGAUGCGGAUGGUGUCGGGACAUGGCUCCCAUUACUCCAUCAAAAACUGGUCUUCUGGCCCCGUUGCAGAAUGCGGGUUUUCCUGGCUCCGUUUGGCGGGCUUCCUGGGCUGGGUCCUCACACCCCCAGCGUGUGUGUGUGGCAGGGUUGACAUGGACCACACUCUGCUUGCUUGCUCGCACAGGGAUGGGAGGAGCCCGCUGCCACCUGGCGUAGCAGUCUAUCGGCACCCUUGACAAGCAGCCCAGCGCCCGCCCACCCCAUGAGGGCGGCGCCCAGGGCCCCGGCUUGGGGCCGUCCACCACUACCACCGGCUGGCGGCGCACACCCCCCCUCCUUCUCCAAGUUGUCCCAAGAUCACUGCAAACCCGGGAACCCUUACAGGGCCAGCGUGACAGCUACCUCUAUCUACCUGGCUACCGCCGCCAUACCCGCCCAAGGACCCAACAGACACCCACCAAGAGUAGAGACGGGAGGUGACCGAGGACGACGGGACGACGACGACGACGACUUCGACUACGACUACGACUACGACUACGACGAAUAA
Molecule: messenger RNA, 595 nt
Organism: Gaeumannomyces tritici R3-111a-1
Lineage: Eukaryota; Fungi; Ascomycota; Sordariomycetes; Magnaporthales; Magnaporthaceae
Exons: 2
Coding region: 311-595 (94 amino acids)
Source: RefSeq, a predicted model, not a curated record